Molecule: messenger RNA, 1282 nt
Organism: Clarias gariepinus (North African catfish)
Lineage: Eukaryota; Metazoa; Chordata; Actinopteri; Siluriformes; Clariidae
Product: XK-related protein 8-like
Exons: 3
Coding region: 38-1282 (414 amino acids)
Biological process (GO): engulfment of apoptotic cell; phosphatidylserine exposure on apoptotic cell surface; apoptotic process involved in development
Cellular component (GO): plasma membrane
Source: RefSeq, a predicted model, not a curated record
GCUACGGUACUGACAUAGCAUAACCUGAGCUCAGGACAUGAAGAAAGACAAUUCUUUCUGCACGCAUGCCUUAGACGUCCUUGCGUCUUUACUGUCCUUGAUUCUUUUCUUCUGGAAUGUGGCGGCGAAUAUAUGGGCUGUGGUAUCUUUUUAUCAGGAGGAGAAAUACCUCUCAAUGGGGGUGUUUAUAUUUCUAGUACUCAGUUCCUCUGUGUUACUGCAGACCUUUAGCUGGCUUUGGUACUCUGAGUCCCCUAAAAACCUGGACACCAAAGUGGAGAGGUUUACGAAAGAACAUGGAUUACUGGCUCUGGUGCACAUCAUGCAGCUUGGAGUCUUCCUCAGGUGUUUAGGUAUGUUGGAACUCGCAAUUAGCAGCUUUAAAUGCAAGUCCACUUACCAGAACAGGGGCACGGAGAUUCUAAGUUUCGAUUUGAGCGCUCUCUAUCUGUUCAAGGCAUUCUCUGAAAGUGCUCCACAGAUCGUACUCAUGACCACCAGCAUCAUCCAGAUGGAAGACUUUCAGCUCUUUACAGUCAUUAAAAUCGCCGGGUCUCUUUCUUCCUUGUCCUUCACCGUGUUGUCCUACCAUCGCAGCAUGCGGUCAUUCGUCUCUGAAAAGCUGAAAAUGGGAUGGCCUUCUUCUAUAAUUUAUUUCCUGUGGAAUCUGUUCCUGAUUGGUCCACGUGUGGUGUGUGUGUCCCUCUUCGCCUCCGUCCUGCCCUGCUACAUCGCAGCACACUUCCUGUCCCUGUGGACGUUGCUGGUCAUCUGGGCCUGGUGGAAGAAGACGGACUUCAUGGACACUAAAGCUGGAGAAUGGCUGUACCGGGCCACCGUAGGCCUCAUCUGGUACUUCAGCUGGUUUAAUGUAACGAGCGGAAAUACGAAACUCAGAGGAAUCAUCUACCACAUGGUUAUGGGAGCGGACACCAUGCUGCUGUUAGGAUUAUGGUGGUGGAAGAGAUCUGUGGAAUCUGCUCGUCUUAGUCCAUUCCCUAUUAAUCCCUACAUACUUAUUGGUUUGUUAGUGAUCAUCUACAUCACAGGAGUCCUGAUUAAACUGGUUUACUACUGGAAAUGUCAUCCUAACAAACCAGUUUUAAAGAUGAAUCUGAAAGAUGAGGAGUCAGAGGUGAAAACAGAAUGUGAUGCAACAUGUUAUGAUAGUCUGGAAGAGAACACGAUUGAGACUCCUGAGCCUAAAGCUGAACCUAAGAGCACAGUUUUAUCUGGCAUCCACAAAAGAAUAAGAAAUAUGGCUGUGAAUUUCUACAGCUAA